Molecule: messenger RNA, 261 nt
Organism: Paraglomus occultum
Lineage: Eukaryota; Fungi; Glomeromycota; Glomeromycetes; Paraglomerales; Paraglomeraceae
Source: the annotation of a GenBank genome assembly
AUGUCUUUUUUAUGUAGGUUUUUAUCUCAUAGAGCCUUAGAAAAAGCGAUUUCUAUUGAACGUUCCACACCUUUGCCUCUCGAAGCUUCUGACUGUUUUAAAGUUAGAGGAUUAGAGAAAAGUUGGGCCGAACUUACAAAAGACGGGAGAGGAGAAGGGAUUACUCCCUUAGAACACCUUGCUGAACAUUUGAAACAAGUGUUUGAAGAAGAGGAUGCCCCCCCGUCGACAAGUCACACUGAGUCGAAUUGCUCUGUCUAA